Oikopleura dioica is the source of this 393-nucleotide messenger RNA. The record is from the annotation of a GenBank genome assembly. Lineage: Eukaryota; Metazoa; Chordata; Appendicularia; Copelata; Oikopleuridae.
AUGGUUCGAAUGAACGUUUUGGCCGACGCUCUCAAGAACAUCUGCAACGCUGAAAAGCGAGGAAAGCGACAGGUUCUCAUCCGACCUGCCUCCAAGGUCAUCAUCAAGUUCCUCCAGGUCAUGAUGAAGCACGGCUACAUUGGUGAAUUCGAAGUUAUCGAUGACCACCGAGCUGGCAAGAUCGUUGUCGAGCUCAACGGCCGACUUAACAAGUGCGGUGUCAUCUCCCCUCGAUUCGACGUCGCUCUCAACAAGAUCGAUAACUGGACCAACAACCUUCUCCCAUCCCGACAGUUCGGUUACGUCGUCCUUACCACCUCUGAUGGUAUCAUCGAUCACGAGGAGGCCAAGAAGAAGCACACUGGUGGUAAAAUCCUCGGCUUCUUUUUCUAA